Molecule: messenger RNA, 1000 nt
Organism: Temnothorax curvispinosus
Lineage: Eukaryota; Metazoa; Arthropoda; Insecta; Hymenoptera; Formicidae
Exons: 2
Coding region: 597-929 (110 amino acids)
Source: RefSeq, a predicted model, not a curated record
GCAGGGCUGCCAGAUUGGGCUAUUUAACGCAAAUUGGGCUAUCUAGAGGACUCUUGUGCGGUAUAAAUUUUUCAAACGAGGAUUUCCGCAUUUUGCUAUUUUUUAAGCCACGGUGUAAAAUAUAAUUUUUAUGUAAUCUUACAAUUAUAUCUUACAGUACACCGUGUCUUGAGCGAAAAUACUCAAUUCAUCUGGGUUUGAAUUUGUGGAAACACCGAUAGUUUGGCACUAUGAGAUUUGCAACACUGGUUUACAAAUCUAUGGCUGCAUUCUACGCUUGCGCCGCACAGACAAGGAACGCACUUGGACAUUGCACGACAGAGAUGCCAGGUCUCAGCUUUGCACGAACACGACGAAAUGGCACGUCGGUGUGACGCUUCGACAAAUUGACGAGCGCCAAGCGCCACACUGACGUGCCUUGUCGUUGUGUCUGCACAAAACCAAGGCCACGAUUUGACAUCUUUACACAGUCCUCUUCUUGUCUGAUCGUUAUUAAUAGCUUUUAUGAGCGGGUAGUUUUAAAUUUGUCUUAUGGUAUCUAUAUCGUGUGCAAUUUAAUAAAUGUGAUAUAUAUAUUGUAUAUUACAAUAGUAAAGAUGGGUAAAUGGGGUAAAUAUAAGAAACGUUUCCAAAAGAAAUGGUUAAUAGAACCAGAACUGAAGAAUUGGCUUGAAGAAAGCAAUGAGAUUGAUGUGUUGAAUGGCAAGCAGGAAGCGUACUGUAAACUAUGCAAAUGUCAUUUGCGUGCAAAGCAUAGUGAUCUUAUCGCCCAUAAGAAAUCUAAUAAACAUUGCGAGAAAGAGCAAGUCCUAGACAGAAAAACACAGUCUUCGAUGCGACAGCAUGGUUUAUUAUCAUAUUAUAUGAUAUUAUAUUAUAUCAUAUUAUAUGAGAUACGAAAAAAAAGCGAUAUUGGGCUACAUUGCUAGGGAAUGUGCGGAUUUUGGGCUAGCUCAGCUCGCUCUAGCGGCGGUUUCUGCGGCACACAUUCUGGCAGCCC